This is a messenger RNA of Heteronotia binoei (common prickly gecko), 2361 nucleotides long. It is a transcript of the gene CCDC86, whose product is annotated as coiled-coil domain containing 86. NCBI's taxonomy places the organism in Eukaryota, Metazoa, Chordata, Lepidosauria, Squamata, Gekkonidae. Bases 222 to 764 code for a protein of 180 amino acids. The transcript has 4 exons. Gene Ontology annotation, cellular component: nucleolus. The record is from RefSeq and is a predicted model, not a curated record.
UGGGGGCAACCCUUCCAAGACCCUGAAGUAGGAACGCCAACGCGAAACAGGAAAGUGGAGAGGACGUAUGCCGCUCUAGGCGAUCUGUCUCUAUGGCGAAAUGGCGUCGGAGGUUCUGUUCACUGUCGCCGACUGACGUCAUUGGCCAGGGACACGCGUGAGCUUCACACGUGGAGAGGGGAUAUUGUAGGGAGCCCUGAGAAGGCCGGGUGGUCUUUGAGAUGCAACCAGACGAGGGCCAAGGGAGUACCGAGAAUGAGCAGGCUGCUGCGAGACUUCUGUCGCCUGGGAACGGAGAAGGGGCUACUGCCUUGGUGGCAACUGGACCUGGAAAAUUUCAGAAGGGUACUGUGGGAAAGAAGCGAAAGGAGGUCACCGCGAUCAUCCCUAAAGGGAAGCCUAAAUCAGGGCGGGUGUGGAAAGACCGUAGCAAGAAGCGAUUUUCUGAUAUGAUUAAAGACAAGCCUUUGCGUUCCUCUUGGGAACGCAAGAUGAAGGAACGUCAGGAGAAGAAAGCAGUCAAAGAUUUUGCCCGGCAUCUGAAGGAAGAAAAAUUGAGAGAGCGUGAGGAGAAAAAACAGCGACGAGAAGAGAACUUAAGACGACGGCUGGAGAAUGAGAGGAAAGCAGAAAUUGUGCAAGUGAUUCGGAAUCCACUGAAACUGAAGCGUGCAAAAAAGAAGCAGUUGCGCCGCAUUGAGAAGCGGGAUACACUCACGCUGCUGCAGAAACGUCAGGCACAGCGAAAAACAGCCAAGGAAUGAGGGGAAGUGGUUUAUCCCUGGCACAUGAAAAAAUAACUUUCUGGGACAGAUAAGACAUGACACUGGCCCCAGUUUACCAGGGAGCUAGGAUGCACUGCUUGCUCUCUCCUGGCUUCUCUUGCAACUGAAGCUCAGAUUCUUACCAAGAAACCUACAUUUCAUCCAUGUGCCCCUUUGAUGAAGCCUCUUUCCUUUUUCUUGGCAAUGGAGUGGCAGGAUGCCACAGACUGACUUUCUGGGACCUAGUUCUAAAUAUAGUCUCUGAAUCAGAGUAAAGCCUGAUAGUGUUUGUCUGUAGACUUGCACUUUCUGACUAUGAGGUUGUAUAUGAAAGAUCCUAAACAACAUGGUUUGCAAAAGUAUCUUUCGGCACGGUAGAAUGAAUAGGGGCAGUCGGCUGGAUCUGAAGUUUCUGAAAUUAUUGCUUUAUCUGGUCUGGAAAUUCGCUAUCCGGUAAAAUGGAUGGCCUGGACUUAACUGUAGAGCUUAGUACUGAGGUGUAGUUUCCAUAGCUUUCCUCAUCUGCUCGUCGUUUGUUAUAAACAAGGAGCAUCCUAGGGGAGGAAAUCCAGUUUCUGUCUUAACCACUUUCUGUAGCUACAACAGUGAAGGUGUCACAAAAGCAAUCAAAACUACAUACUCAGCUACAUUUUUGGCAUCAGUAGCUACAAAGUUCUGAUGUCAAAAGUUCCAAUCCAGCUGGUUUCUUUGAGGACAUUUGUACAUGGUGGGUACUUUUGCAAAGAGCAGCCAACUGUAUGACACAUUCAAGGGAGGUUUAAAACGACAUCUCCAAUAGUGCUCUUUUUGCCAAAAAUGAAAUCUGGACUUCAUACACACAUCUCUCCCUUGUUUUUUUCCUGGAUUUGGGUCAGUGGUUUUAUUUGCAUGUUGUGUAACAAAAUCCUCCCCUUGACUGGUCAAAAUCAAAGAUUGCAUUCACAAAGAGACAGGCUAUUGUUGAAGAACUUGGCCAGCAGUAAGAAUUUCACUGUUAGUUAGACUCCAUUGUGUGAAUAAUGCACUAUAAUUGAACAAAAUAUCACUGUGAGACAGGAAGAAUUAUGUCUUGUGUUGAUACAGCUUACAGGUCAUAUAAGUUUUCAUGCUGAAUUGCAAGGAAAAAGAGAUAUGCAGAAUUGGUUUCUAGUGCAGAUACGGCUGUCACCAUCUUUGAAUGACGCUGGCUUAAAUCAAUCAAAAUUGAUGGGAAUGACAAAGGGCAAAUGCAUUGUCAAGGAGGGAGUUGUGACCUACAAAACAGAUGCUGCUUACAGACAGGGGCAUGAAAAAGUAGUCCUACUGGAGUAGCAGCAAGCAGGGUGGGAACAGUGUCCACACACACUCCCAUUCCUGUAUCACUUACUGCUUGUUGAGAGUAUCUAUGUUUGGAAGCAACUAGGGGCAGACUUCAUCAUCCUUGUCCUUUCCCAGAAUCGCAAAAGUUAACUCAAAUGCAACAUUACAGAAUAAAUUAUAAAAAACUAAAGAACUUUUAAGAAUUGUACAGGCUAUAGAACUCUGCUCUUUUUUUGUUUACUUUUGGCACAAAAUUUGAAUUGCCUGGAUGCAGAAUUAAACAAAAUUAUAGAAUACA